GAGAAGGCCUCAAUGGAUACAAUUGUGAUCUUGGUGCUGGGUCUCUCCUGCCUGCUUCUCCUUUCACUCUGGAGACAGAGCUCUGGGAGGGGGAGGCUUCCUCCUGGCCCCACUCCUCUCCCAAUUAUAGGAAAUAUCCUGCAGAUCAAUGUUAAGGACAUCAGCAAAGCCCUGACAAAUUUCUCAAAAGUCUAUGGCCCUGUGUUCACUGUAUAUUUUGGUAUGAAACCCACUGUGGUGGUGCAUGGAUAUGAAGCAGUAAAGGAAGCCUUGGAAGAUUUUGGAGAGGAGUUUUCUGGUAGAAGUGUUUUCCCAAUUAUUGCAAGAAGCAAUAGAGGCCAUGGAAUCGUUUUCAGCAAUGGAAAGAAAUGGAAGGAGAUGCGACGCUUCUCACUUAUGACUCUGAGGAAUUUCGGAAUGGGGAAGAGGAGCAUUGAAGAACGUGUUCAAGAAGAAGCCCAGUGCCUUGUGAAGGAGUUGAGAAGAAGCAAUGGCGCACCCUGUGACCCCACCUUCAUUCUGGGCUGUGCUCCCUGCAAUGUCAUCUGCUCCAUUGUUUUCCAGAAUCGUUUUGAUUAUAAAGAUAAAAUAUUUCUUAAUUUGAUGAAAAAAUUCAAUGAAAACUUUAAGAUUUUGAACUCUCCAUGGAUACAGUUCUACAGUACUUUCCCAGGUAUUGUUAAAUAUCUCCCAGGGAGUCAUAAUACAGUACUUAAAAAUUUUGAAGAUAUAAAAAGUUAUAUUCUGGAGAAAAUAAAAGAACAUCAAGAAACCUUGGAUAUCAACAAUCCUCGAGACUUUAUUGAUUGCUUCCUGAUCAAAAUGGAACAGGAAAAACAUAAUCAGCAGUCUGAGUUUGACCUUGAGAGCUUGGUGGCCAGUGUAAAUGAUGUGUUUGUAGCUGGAACUGAGACAACAAGCACUACUCUGAGAUAUGGACUCCUGCUCCUGCUGAAACACCCGGAGGUCAUAGCUAAAGCCCAGGAAGAGAUUGAACGUGUAAUUGGCCGGCACAGGAGCCCAUGUAUGCAGGACAGGAGUCGCAUGCCCUACACAGAUGCAACUGUGCAUGAGAUCCAGAGAUACAUUGACCUCAUCCCCAACAAUGUGCCCCAUGCAGCUAUCUGUGACAUUAGAUUCAGAGACUAUCUCAUCCCCAAGGGCACCAACCUAAUAACAUCUUUGACAUCUGUGUUGUAUGACAACAAGGAGUUCUCCAACCCAGAGAAGUUUGACCCUGGCCACUUUAUGGAUGAGUCUGGAAACUUCAAAAAAAGUAAUUACUUCUUACCUUUCUCAACAGGAAAACGGGCAUGUGUUGGAGAGGGUCUGGCCCGCAUGGAGCUGUUUUUGUUUCUGACUACAAUUUUACAGAAUUUUAACCUGAAACCAUUGUUUGACCCAAAGGAUAUCAACACUGGCCCAAUAGCCAGUACGUAUGGCCGUGUGCCACCUUUGUACCAACUCUGCUUCAUUCCUUUCUGAAAAAUGGCAGGCUGCCUGGAGAUGUCUGUGCUGUCAACUGUGGUCUGUUCCACUGGGGAUAUUGCCCACCUCCUUCUCAUUAUAAAAGAAACCUGUCAGGUGUCCUCUCCAACCUCCCAGUACCUCAUAAUCUAGUGAAUCAGCCUUCAUUAAAUAAAGUUUCCUGGCUCAUUGAAAUAAGCUUUAGUACUUGUAUUGACAAUGU
This is a messenger RNA of Dipodomys ordii (Ord's kangaroo rat), 1690 nucleotides long. RefSeq names its product cytochrome P450 2C55-like. NCBI's taxonomy places the organism in Eukaryota, Metazoa, Chordata, Mammalia, Rodentia, Heteromyidae. The record is from RefSeq and is a predicted model, not a curated record. Bases 13 to 1485 code for a protein of 490 amino acids. Gene Ontology annotation, molecular function: heme binding; iron ion binding; oxidoreductase activity, acting on paired donors, with incorporation or reduction of molecular oxygen, reduced flavin or flavoprotein as one donor, and incorporation of one atom of oxygen. Gene Ontology annotation, cellular component: intracellular membrane-bounded organelle; cytoplasm. Gene Ontology annotation, biological process: xenobiotic metabolic process. The transcript is spliced from 9 exons.